CAGUAAUCUGCCACAGAAGAAGUCAUCCAGCUUCUCGAGGAACUAUGGCGGCCGCCUUGAGAGGAACGGUAGUAGCAUUGGCCAAGGGCCUGGGAGGCGCCCGCUUGCAUCAGCUGGUCUCUAGACCUCUAAGUGUUUCUGCAAGUCUUUGUGGAUCUGAAACCCCACUUGCCCGUGCUGAUAGUACCUUCAAAGUCACUAUGAUUCCAGGUGAUGGAGUGGGACCUGAGCUGAUGACUGCAGUCAAGGAUGUCUUUAAGGCAGGUGACAUCCCUGUUGAAUUCGAGGAGUUCUUUAUCAGUGAAGUGCAGAACAGGGCGUCUGACGAAAAACUGGAGAAAUUAUUGGACUCGAUGAAAACCAAUAGAGUGGCUAUUAAAGGAAAGAUUCACUCACCAAUGGAGAACAAAGGGGAGUUAGAGUCUUUUGAAAUGAAACUAAGGCGCACACUGGACCUCUUUGCUAACGUGGUCCAUGUGAACAGCCUGCCCGGCUACAGCACUCGCCAUAACAACCUGGACCUCGUCAUCAUUCGUGAGCAGACCGAGGGGGAGUACAGCUCCCUGGAGCACGAGAGUGUGCCCGGUGUGAUCGAAUGUUUGAAGAUCAUCACCAGAGAGAAGUCGCGACGCAUCGCCAAGUUUGCCUUUGACUACGCCACUAAGAUAGGUCGAAGCAAGGUCACAGCAGUUCACAAAGCAAACAUCAUGAAACUAGGCGAUGGGCUGUUUCUGCAGAGCUGUGCAGAGGUGGCGGAACUUUACCCCAAAAUCAAAUAUGAGAACAUAAUCAUCGAUAACUGUUGCAUGCAGCUGGUUCAGAACCCCUACCAGUUUGACGUACUGGUCAUGCCCAACCUUUAUGGAAAUAUCAUCGAUAACUUGGCAGCAGGACUGGUUGGAGGAGCCGGAGUAGUUCCAGGGGAAAGUUACAGUGCAGAAUAUGCUGUUUUUGAAACUGGAGCUCGCCACCCUUUUGCACAAGCAGUGGGCAGGAACAUCGCCAACCCCACAGCAAUGCUCCUCAGUUCUGCUAACAUGCUGAAGCACCUCAAUCUGGAGUACCACUCCCAAAUGGUGUCAGAAGCUGUCAAGAAAGUCAUCAAACAGGGAAAGGUGCGCACCGGAGACCUGGGGGGCUACGCGACAUGCGAUGAAUUCACCCGGGCUGUCAUUGCUAACCUGCCAGUCAUAGCGUUGUAAAUGCAAAUCUGUCAGCUGCUGAGACACACACACACACACACGCACACACCCACACAUUUUCUUUUUUCUUUGCCUUCUGUCACGGACUGUGCACUGUCUUGGCAAAUCUGCACCAAUAUGUUCAUAAAACAUUGUUUAAAGUGACAUUUUGAAGAAAGACCGUUGCAAACAUAUAUCAUCUUCGCCAACCUUUUGCUUUCUCGACACUGCAAAAUUCUGUCUAAUGGCUUUAUUUCAGGUCACUAAGCAGCAGUCAGAACAUGAUGGAUUUAUACAUUUAUUAACGUCGGGUUUUAGCAUAUCGCUUCAUUUAUGGCGAGACGUGAAUAAAAAAUGAGACGUAACAGCAAGAGUGUGAAGCAGUCUCAUGACUCUUAAUGGAAACCGGAUGCAGUAUUUAGUGGUAUUAAAGGUUCAUCACAGCUGUGGGUGGCUUUGGUCAGCAUGUGUUUCCAAGGAGCAACUAGAACUUACUUAUUCCUCUUUUCCUGACACAUGCCGAUCAGGUGGAGCUGGAAAGUCUGCCGUGUAGGAGUCAUAUGAGAAUCUUUGUGUUAGUCACAUGUGAACCAUGGCUGAUGUUCCUGUCGCCCAGCAGGAUUGCAGAAGUAGCUACAUUAUCAAACGACAAGAGCUGGAGACAUUCACACGGAUUACGCUGUACUGUACUGCAAACAUAUUGAUCGCCAGUUUUCUGAAUGUCUUCAAGACCAACCCAAACUCAACUUAGAUAAUCAGCUUUUAAAGGUUUCUUCCUAUACCUUUUUCUGCAUGUUUUACAUACAGGAAACUAAUUACUGGAAAUUACUCAUACUGUAUAAGUUUGAAUCCUGGAAGCUUUUAAUAAAAGAUGCAUAAAAAU
Messenger RNA from Gambusia affinis (western mosquitofish), 2064 nucleotides. It is a transcript of the gene idh3b, whose product is annotated as isocitrate dehydrogenase (NAD(+)) 3 non-catalytic subunit beta. The record is from RefSeq and is a predicted model, not a curated record. Gene Ontology annotation, molecular function: oxidoreductase activity, acting on the CH-OH group of donors, NAD or NADP as acceptor; magnesium ion binding; NAD binding. The coding region runs from base 45 to 1202 and encodes 385 amino acids. The transcript has 11 exons. Lineage: Eukaryota; Metazoa; Chordata; Actinopteri; Cyprinodontiformes; Poeciliidae. Gene Ontology annotation, cellular component: mitochondrion. Gene Ontology annotation, biological process: tricarboxylic acid cycle; isocitrate metabolic process.